AUGUUGGAGUGGCACAAAGGACCUGAUCGUAACGAUGAGCUCAAGGAGUGGUUGUCUAAGAAAACUAAUCGAUAUGAAGUUACUAGCGAUGAUUUAGAAGCAAACGCUCAGAGUAGUCAUGGUUGUUGUUCUAUCUGUCUGGCCGAGUACGACCCUGGAAACAAGAUUCUCGAACUACCCUGUGGUCAUCGUUUCCAUGAAGAAUGUUUUCGAGAGUGCUUCAAAGUGGCGAGUGGGCCUAGUGCGAGGAAAUGCCCGAUGUGUCGUACACAAGUGGGACCACGAAAUGAGGAGGAGGACGUCCCAAAGGAUCCGAGGAGGAAUGCACAGCUCAUGA
Messenger RNA from Perkinsus marinus ATCC 50983, 337 nucleotides. RefSeq lists its product as hypothetical. The annotation marks the transcript as partial. The transcript has a single exon. The record is from RefSeq and is a predicted model, not a curated record. NCBI's taxonomy places the organism in Eukaryota, Perkinsozoa, Perkinsida, Perkinsidae.